UUACAGACGCGUAAAGUUGCAUAAAAGCGGCUCCGCCGAUGCUAAACUUGCAGCAACAAGUUGAUGUCUGCCUGUAAACUCGGAAGCUGAUUGGCUGCUGCUGCGGCGCCAACGCUAACAGAACUCACCCGGAACCAGAAGUUCUGCAGCGGGCUGAUGCAGUGCCGACACGCCGCCGUUUCCUCCCUCAGCGGGGCGCUGGUGGUCGGGGGGGCGGCCUACCUGCUGCGGCAGAGCCGCCUCUGCGGUCAGUACGGCCGCUACGCGCAGGCGGACAGCCGCUGCUGGCCCGCCCCGCUGGCCUGGUUCCUGCAGGAGGUUCCGGCCUUCCUGGUACCGCUGCUGCUGCUGCUGGGCUCUGAUGCGCCGGACCAGGGGACCGGGAGGACGCUGCUCCUUUGGACCUUCAUGCUCCACUACUUCUACAGGAGCGUGGUCUACUCUCUGCUGACCCGAGGACGGCCGGUACCGCUGAAGAUCAUCGUCUCCUGCGUUAUCUUCUGCUCUGUGAACGGCUUCCUGCAGGGACACCACCUGCUGCACUGCGCCCACUUCCAGCACACCUGGCUCUCCAACGCGCGCAUGGCAGCAGGUGUUCUGCUGUUCUACCUCGGUCUGACCAUCAACAUCCACAGUGACCACAUCCUGCGUGGGCUGAGGGAACCCGGGGUGUUCGUCUACAGGAUCCCUCGCGGGGGGAUGUUUGAGUUCGUGUCUGGAGCGAACUUCUUCGGGGAGAUCGUGGAGUGGUGCGGCUACGCUCUGGCUGCCUGGUCCCUGCCGGCCUUCGCCUUCGCCUUCUUCACCAUCUGCUCCAUCGGGCCCAGAGCCUACCAUCACCACAGAGAUUAUCAGCAGCGAUUCCAGGAUUACCCUCGCUCCAGGAAAGCCAUCCUUCCCUUCAUCCUCUAACCGUGGAGGUCCAACAGCUGCUCAACCUGCAGGUUUCCUCUCAUCUCUGCCUGAUUUACUGAGUGGGACGCCCCGAAAGUCACCAGUUCCCUGAAGGUUUGGACAUCAGAGCUGUUGGCUGAUGUUCCAUCAUCAUUUUCUUUUGCAUCCCUGGAAAGUCAGCCAUCUGCAAACGUAGCUGCUCCACCAGGGUGCUGCUUCCAGCUUCUAUUAUGAGUCACUUCCUGUUAGUUUGCUGUAUGUUGCAUCACUUCCUGUUAACAUGUUAAAUAAUUUGUUAGGUGUCAUAACUGAUGGUAAACUUAGCUGGAAGCUCAUAAAUGUUCAAAGUGUUGAAUCUGCUGUUCGUUUAGUUCCUAUGCUCCACUGAUCUGGAACAAACUGCCAGAAAACUGUAAAAGUCAGAAAGCCUGAGUUCCUUUAGAUCAAGAUUAACAGCCUCUUUGUUUAGUGCUGCCUUUAAAUGUUAAGGUUGUAGUUUGUGUCUGAUAUCUGCUAUUAUUCCUCUGUAAUGUUUUCUUUAUUCUGUUCAUCUUCAGCUCUUUGAAUUCUCUCGUUAAUGUUCUAUAAAUAAACUCGCCUUGUUCACUAACCUUAACUUAUUUAAGUUACUGUGCAAACAUCCGGGGCAACUAUUAUUAACAAUAACACCUAAAAUCAGUAAGAAUAAUUCAUAAGGUGGGAUAUCUGGGUCUUACUAUUAUAGAAUCUAAGUUAUUAAAAUUAAUUGAUAUAAUGAAACUACAGAUUGCUCUAAUUCUAUACAGAGCUAAAAAUAAACAAUUACCAGAAAGA
Messenger RNA from Fundulus heteroclitus (mummichog), 1707 nucleotides. Its product is annotated as 3-oxo-5-alpha-steroid 4-dehydrogenase 2. Gene Ontology annotation, cellular component: membrane. The transcript has 6 exons. The record is from RefSeq and is a predicted model, not a curated record. Lineage: Eukaryota; Metazoa; Chordata; Actinopteri; Cyprinodontiformes; Fundulidae. Gene Ontology annotation, molecular function: 3-oxo-5-alpha-steroid 4-dehydrogenase activity. The coding region runs from base 157 to 912 and encodes 251 amino acids. Gene Ontology annotation, biological process: steroid biosynthetic process.